UACAGGUGGGUCAGUCCAACGGCAGUUGAAUUAAGCCGCCGACGGAGAUUCCAAUGGCGGAAGCACUAAUAACUUCUUCGACUCCUCCGCCGCUGCAAAAUUCAUAAUCACCAAUUACAACACCACUCUCUCCAAUUUCGCAUCAAGAAUUUUUUCCCAAAAAUAAAUAAAAAAAAAAUAAAAAAAAUGAUCCACCAAUGUAUUUCCAAAGCUCCCCCAUCUCCAUUCCCCACCUUCAGACCUCCGCAAAACCCUACAAGGAAGCCCAAAUUACUGAAUUCAACCGCCCGAUGCGAAUCGCACCUCGAGCUCGAGUCUAAAUCGGCGGCGGUUCGGGUCGGGCCGCCCUACCCGGGUGGGGUGGGCCCUCACACGGGCCGGGACCCGAAUGCGAAGAAGCCCGCGUGGCUCCGGCAGAAGGCGCCUCAGGGGGAAAAGUACGAGGAGGUGAAGGAGUCUCUGUCGAGGCUGAAACUCAACACCGUCUGUGAGGAGGCGCAGUGCCCCAACAUUGGGGAGUGCUGGAACGGCGGCGGAGACGGCAUUGCCACCGCCACUAUCAUGCUGCUCGGGGACACCUGCACGAGGGGGUGCCGCUUCUGCGCCGUCAAGACUAGUCGCAACCCGGCGCCUCCUGAUCCCAUGGAGCCUUACAACACCGCCGAGGCCAUUGCCAGCUGGGGUGUGGAUUAUAUUGUUCUAACCAGUGUUGACCGAGACGAUCUACCUGAUGGUGGUAGUGGUCAUUUUGCCGAAACAGUCAAAGCCAUGAAGAGACUCAACCCUGAAAUCAUGGUCGAGUGUUUGACGUCUGAUUUUCGAGGUGACUUAGAGGCUGUAUCCACUCUCGUCCAGUCAGGCUUAGAUGUUUUCGCUCACAAUGUCGAAACUGUGAAACGACUACAGCGGAUCGUUAGAGAUCCUAGGGCUGGGUACGAGCAGAGUUUAUCUGUGCUGAAACAUGCAAAGCUCAGCAAGGAAGGGAUGAUAACAAAAUCGUCUAUUAUGUUGGGACUCGGUGAAACUGACGAUGAGUUAAAGGAAGCCAUGGUUGACUUAAGAGCCAUUGGCGUUGACAUUUUGACGCUAGGACAGUAUUUACAGCCUACUCCACUGCAUCUUACGGUGAAGGAGUAUGUUACCCCUGAAAAAUUUGCCUUGUGGAAAGAUUACGGCGAAUCAAUCGGUUUCCGUUAUGUCGCGAGUGGACCCUUGGUUCGAUCUUCAUACAGAGCUGGGGAACUAUUUGUCAAGACUAUGGUGAAAGAAAGUGCUAAAAACACAUCAGAGAUUUCUGCAUGAUUUUCUCCACACAUAAAUUCUUAUCAUUUAUCCAAUUCAAUGAUGCAGUAGUAGUUCUGAUUGUCAUAUUCUUAGUUAUAUAAUCAACCCUCAAUUUUUGAUACAUUUUUUUCACCCUAAAUAUACUUUGUAUUUAUUCAUUAUGAUUAUUUAUUAAUUACAAGUGGUACCAAGUUUCA
Erythranthe guttata (spotted monkey flower) is the source of this 1481-nucleotide messenger RNA. Its product is annotated as Radical SAM superfamily protein. Gene Ontology annotation, biological process: lipoate biosynthetic process. The record is from RefSeq and is a predicted model, not a curated record. Gene Ontology annotation, cellular component: chloroplast; mitochondrion. Gene Ontology annotation, molecular function: lipoate synthase activity; 4 iron, 4 sulfur cluster binding. Lineage: Eukaryota; Viridiplantae; Streptophyta; Magnoliopsida; Lamiales; Phrymaceae.